AUGCCUCGCCAGGGAGAAGGUCAUAUUGCCGAUAACGCCGUUGAGAACGGCCAAAACAUCAUUCACGGCGCUGGUGAAGUCAAGGACUCACAUGUUGCCCGUGCAGACAAGACUGCGCCCAUGCCUGAGCAUGAGAAGGGUGCCGGUAUCCAGGGCCUGAACGCCAGCGGCGGUCAGAGCCAAGGGCUUGCGAAGGGGGAUAAUGUCGGUCAGGGAGGUCGUUCUUCUUGA
Verticillium nonalfalfae is the source of this 231-nucleotide messenger RNA. RefSeq lists its product as uncharacterized. NCBI's taxonomy places the organism in Eukaryota, Fungi, Ascomycota, Sordariomycetes, Glomerellales, Plectosphaerellaceae. The record is from RefSeq and is a predicted model, not a curated record. Bases 1 to 231 code for a protein of 76 amino acids. The transcript has 2 exons.